This is a messenger RNA of Biomphalaria glabrata, 3078 nucleotides long. RefSeq lists its product as uncharacterized. NCBI's taxonomy places the organism in Eukaryota, Metazoa, Mollusca, Gastropoda, Planorbidae. Gene Ontology annotation, molecular function: tumor necrosis factor receptor activity; cytokine binding. The transcript is spliced from 11 exons. Bases 1065 to 2540 code for a protein of 491 amino acids. The record is from RefSeq and is a predicted model, not a curated record. Gene Ontology annotation, biological process: multinuclear osteoclast differentiation; response to interleukin-1; ossification. Gene Ontology annotation, cellular component: external side of plasma membrane.
CUAUGGCGAUGCCUUUUGUGUGUGUGUGUGUGUGUGUGUUCUGCCCUUGGCAGCAAUUUUCACCUGUCCGCGAUGCAAUAUUAAAGCCACCAGUUCGAAGUGUGUGCGAGUUUUAGUAUGUGAGUGUGUGGUAGCAGAGGACCAGAUCGAUACUAAGUUUAUCUCAGUGACUAAACCCACCGCCAAUUGAACUGGCAAGCAAACGUUCUGCAUUCACGGAUCCGACGUCUGCUUUUGUCAACGUUGUCGCCAUCAUUAUUGCAGCAGAAUUGUGUUUGAUGUUGAGAGUUGUCUCCCUUGCAAUAGCAGAAAGUUUGUGUGUGUUGUUUCUUUUUCGAGUUUUGCAUUAUUGAUUGUUUCCAAGUGAUCUCCCUUUUUUAUAUUUAUCUUCAAAUUUUAUUUCGGCACGCGCGCGAUUCUUACGGACUUGUACGUGCGCAUAAAAAUGGAUUGAUUUAAAUAUGCAUUGCAUUUAGACGACGUCUGUUGGUAGAUGUCUAGAUCUCGUUUUCAAAAUACAGUUAAAGGAUGUGGAAAUAUUUUGUGUGUGUCUCGAGUUAUUUGGACAUCUUGGAAUAGUUUGAAGUUUCGUUUGUGUAUUUUGUUUUCUCACGUGAGCUUCGUCUGGAGUUAUCCCCCGCAAAGCCGCUCUGACCAACGGAUCAAAAGGUUAGCCAAAUGAUUUGACGCUGUGACGCGAUUUUUAUAAACUCUGCAGCUUGUGUCUGGCGUUAGGAUUCAUCGUUUAACUAAGUGACACUGAGGGCAAUGACAUUUUCUUUAAAAAAAAAAUACACAAAACUAUCGAGAUCAAAUCUUUAAUAAUGACAAAUCUGAAAGCCCGAGACUGUUUUUUGUGCAUUUCCACAGACGAGCGGAAGAAUGGAUCCGUUACCAUUGUUAUUAAUUUCGACAAUAUUCAUUUAUGAAAAAGAUCAAAUAGAUGAGGAUGAGCCCCGAACUGCGCCCGCUCGUUGCAAAGUGCUUAUAACAAACGACUGCACCACUUCUUGACAAUACGUAUUCUACUAACCUAGGAUACUUGUCGUUUGUGUUUUGUGAAAAUGACCAGAAGCUUCAACAACACAAAGAAAUCAGACGAGGACUUGAAUAAAAUCUGGAAUACUGUCUACGAAUUUGUCGAUUUGGCCAAACCGAUCAUGCCGUCACACAACGGGGACAACUCCGUCUGUCCCAAGAAAGAGAACGACUCGUGUCCAGCAGGACAGUUCCACGCCCCAUGUGAUCCACCAGAUGACAACAAAUACCAAUGCCGGCCGUGUACUGACAGUACGUUUCAACCCAACGAGAACUGGAAAAAUGACAGAUGCCGACUCAAGAGAAGGUGCAACAAGCCCCACAUGAAGUACGCUGACAUGGGCGACACCAAGAGAGACGCCUCGUGCAUGUGUGACGACGGGUACCACUUCCCCAAUGAGGAUCAAAGGGCUUGUGUGCCUAACGUGGAGUGUCAAAAGGGCACGGCCCCUGGAUUAUAUGGAGAUUGUGAGCCGUGUCUAAGCAAAGGGAUGUUCUCUGACACCAUUGGCAGGGCUAAGAAGUGCAAGCCUAUAACCAACUGUGAGAAACAGAACAGAUGUACUUUAGUCCCAAGUAAUGGGGAACAAGACAAUGUGUGUGGACCAGAAGUUAAAAACCUUAGUACUUGUGAAGAGUUGCACCCUCCAUCAAGAUCUUCCACUGACAUCCUUCAGUAUGCCAUCAUUGGCGGCAUUAUCUUCAUCUUACUCCUGGUAGUGACAUUACUGUUGUUCUUUAUCUGCCGGCGGAAAAGUCUUAGGCGGCACAACAAUCUGAGAGCCCUGACUGAGUCAGAGAUGGAGCAGCUGCGUCAGAGAGUCAUUAAAGAAAGUGAAAAAGAGCAGGUGUUUUGUAGAAAAGUUUUGACCACAUCAUUUAGUUUUAUUGAGGAAAGGAUAGACAGACAAAUCUGGACUCUUGCUCAAGAAUUAUUUAGGACUCAUCCCAAGCCUGGACAUUUUGAACAUAUUGUAGAAAAGUAUAAAGAUAGCCAAGCAAAGUAUACUGUGAAUGGCUACCUACAAGACUGGAAGCAGUGGAAGGGGGAUAACAAAGACACUGUUGCAGAGCUUUUUAGAGGUCUUCGUCAGGUCAAAAGAGAUGACAUAGCCAAUGAGAUUUGCAUGUGUCUGCGUAGUGACGUUAAUUAUAAUGUUGAUGGUGAUUUUCAGACUGGAUACCAAAGACAAUCUCUAAAAGAUGACUGUGUCUACAUAUUUUUCCCUUGUUUCUACCAAGCCAACGAGAAAUCACCUCCCGUCCCAAUGGGUGGUGUUGUUGUUGUGGAAAAUGACAACGGAGAGGCAGGAACAAAACUUCUGGCCAUAGCCACAGAUGAUUUGGAAGAUGGUGCUGAUGAUGGGGCUGGGGACAAACCCCCUGGAACAUUCUAUAGCCCCCAGCUCUCUCCGAGCGCUCCAACUUUAGAAGACUCUACUGUUUACCCUGAGGUGAAGUUCAGCCGCCAGUGGUCACAACCUGUACAGGCCACAUCAUGAGACUUCAGUAUGUAAUCCAGUUAAUACAAAAUGACUGCCAGGCAACAUUACAGGGUGAAGGGCUUGUACUUUCCGAUGAGCUCACAUAUUUUUUGACCAAUAAAAAUAGAGGAUUAAGACAACAACAAAUGGCAUACUUCGUUGCUGCUGGACAAAAAUGAAUAUGCUUUGGGCAUUGGAUUUAGAAGAAAUACCUUAUUUCAUAUGCAGACCUGAAUGGAUAUAUUAAUGUGUACUGCAUGCAGCUUGUAGCAAUAUUUAAUGAUAGUUCAAUAACAGUAACAAUGGCUAAUUACAAAAAUAUAUGUAGGUAUUUUUUUUGUUUCUUAUCUUUUUUGUUUUGACAUCUAUUUGAAUGAAGGAUUCCUUUGCAACUCUUUUGAAAAGGAAAAUUUUUGAUAAUUAAUUUGGAAUUGUUUUACAGCAUAUAAAGAUUUCAUCAAAUGGUAGAUGACAAUAAAUGUGUUGAAUAAAAUUAUAUAGAACCAGGUCACAAAUGUAAUUUUUUUUUUUUAUUAAGUGACUCUUGUCAGUAAAA